UAUGUCCCUCCUCGGACACCGUAGUGAAUACAUGGGCCACAGAGAUCAUGUUGAAGGUGACAGGCAGUGCCAUGCCGGGAGUUCUGAGUUUGUUGCCGAUCACCGUCGUUGCUGCUGCCGCAGACGGGGAAAGAGAGGCGGCCGCCCCGUUACACCUAGAUGAACUGUCUUUGUACACCGCUCCUCAGCAGAAGUCUGGGUAUGUGGAGCCUGAAGGGGGUCAGCUGGAGGAGAGUGUCGCCACCCUCAGGAAGUUAGCGGAGCCAUACACGGAUUGGUGUCAGGUCACCUACAACCAAAUUAAACCCAAAGUUCAAAGUGUCGUCCGGUUUGGGAAUGACACCUACGCCUACUUGAAGAACCCGCCGAAGGACUUCUAUCCCCGGGCGGGAGUCAUCGGCUUCACCGGUGUCCUGGGACUCUUUCUCGCCAGAGGCUCCAGGAUUAAAAAGCUCAUCUACCCGGCGGGUUUGAUAGCCUUGAGCGCCUCCCUCUACUACCCGGAGAAGGCUGCGGAAAUCGCAAAGUCAACCGGAGAGUCCGUGUACGACCGCGCUGUGCAGGGCUACGCUGCCGUGGAGGAGAUGCUGAAAUCUCAGAGCAAAACCGGCUCAGAAACUAAACCCUGAGGAUCCCGGUGUGAUUGGGCAACAACUCGGCGAUAAGGAAUCAGCACUUGCCGACACUAUACAACCGAGACAGGCUGUGUGUGUGUGUGUGUGACUUCCUCAUGCCCACUUCUUGCACUCAAGCUUCACAUGUAACUCAGGCCGGGCAUGGCCUGUCACAAGGGGUUUGCAACUUGACUGAUUAACUUCUGCUUCUGAUCUGAAUGUAUAUUUACUUAGAGAGUUAAUAAAAAUCAGUAGUCUUACAGUAAAA
Molecule: messenger RNA, 882 nt
Organism: Scatophagus argus
Lineage: Eukaryota; Metazoa; Chordata; Actinopteri; Scatophagidae
Product: MICOS complex subunit MIC26-like
Exons: 1
Coding region: 48-629 (193 amino acids)
Biological process (GO): cristae formation
Cellular component (GO): MICOS complex
Source: RefSeq, a predicted model, not a curated record